AUGCCAGCACAACCACGCGGUACGCGCCAAUCUGCCCGGGAUCGUGUUGAAUCUGUACUUUCAGAGCUAGAAGAACGUCGCAUUGACCGAGAGGAAGACCUCAGUCAUUUCCCCAACGCACCACUGCAUGAAGUCGACACCGAUGAAACCGACACGCCUCUAAUGGACCCGUUUCGUGAGAUUGGUGGUUCUGGCGCGAUCCACGCUAUGACUAACUUUUCGCUACGAGAGUUCAACGCACUGUGGCUCACUGUUCGUGACCAUGUACGAAUGAAUUACAACGUUGGUCGAGGCAAGCACUCCGAAAUUAAGCCAAAGGACGCCUUCUUCAGGACGCUCGUGAUGCUCAAAGAGGGGAGAACAUGGGACUCCAACGCCAAUCGCUUUCGAUUGACUACCACUACCUUCAUGGACGUAGUUACGAAGUUCAUCAAAAUUCUAGCUCCUAAGAUUUACGUCGACCAAGUUCAGGAUCGUUGCGACGAGGCAACAAUGCGCAACGCACGAACAGGGGGUAACACAUUUGAGCAUUUUCCGAGUGCCAUAGCUGGCGACCAGGCGGCAGCACUGCAGCGGGAAGCAUCUUCUGUAUGGGCUAAAGGUGGAGGUAUCGGUCGUGGCUUCGCAAUUAAUUGCGGCGAGCAUGUGCCUGCGGCAACACACGACAUCACGAUCUUCAAGAGCAACACGGCAUUCCAUCACAGCAAAAUGAGAAAGUUGCAGGCAAUGAGAGUCUUCCAGACGACGGUCCCCUUCUAG
Messenger RNA from Phytophthora nicotianae INRA-310, 759 nucleotides. RefSeq lists its product as hypothetical. The coding region runs from base 1 to 759 and encodes 252 amino acids. The transcript is spliced from 2 exons. The record is from RefSeq and is a predicted model, not a curated record. Lineage: Eukaryota; Oomycota; Peronosporomycetes; Peronosporales; Peronosporaceae.